GAGCUGCCAGGCUGAGUGUGUAAAGUCUGCCCUCUGCCACCUCAGUGCCUCUGGCUGCCCUACUUGAGCCAGGGCUUCCCUGCCAGUAAGGACAGACACAGCCCUCUCUGUUUUAAGGAGCCUGCACCUCCACCCACUUCUGUAUACUAGAGCUGCCACAAUGUCUGAGUCAGCAGCAGCUGUUUGAGCGUCAACAUCCUUCACCCCAUUGGCAGCCUGUAUCAUAGCCAUCAGCUUCUUUGCCUGGCCUCGGCUGGCAUGUGAUGUGACUGCACUCCACAAUAUGCCUCCACUACUGCACUUUACUUUGUGUGUCCUCGCUGUCUCCUACUGUUCUUACCAAGUCUCAGGUGAAAACAAAUCUUGUCAAUCUCAAUGUGGUAAAGUCCUCCAGAACUGCUCCUGCCAUGCAAGCUGCUUGAAUUUAGGAAACUGCUGUACAGAUUAUGGAAAAUUAUGUCUCCAGAUUCUUCCCCACUCAGGGAGUUUAAUGGGAGGGAAAGAUUUUACUGUUCUAGAUGUAACUUUUGAUAAAUCUGCAAAUCUGACUUGCAGGUUUAACAAUGAAACUGAUACUCAGGGUUAUAUCAGUGAUUCCGGGCAGGCUCACUGCAUUUCUCCACUGGUCCUUCAGACUGGCCAGAUUCCAUUUACUUUGUUAUUUAAUGGAUCGUCCAGUUCAUCUCCUUCUGGAACAUGGCUGGCAGUUCAUCACAGCAAAGUUUCUGAGCACGAGAAGAGUACAUUGGUUGAUGCAAAAAAAUGGCAAUAUUAUGGUACUCCAGGACAUAAUGGAUCUCUCACAAUGACCUGGAAUUCCACUACCCUCUCAACACAUCAUGUCCGUGUAGAGGUUUGGGGCUAUAAUGAAACAGGAAUUCCAUAUGAAGAAUCAUGGGAAGCUCACUGGACUUACCUCUACACAUUGGAUUUAUCUUACCCCAACACUGGCAACUUCACUUUCAUUCCAGUUCCUGCACAAUCCCCAUUUGAUCAAUGGGAAGUGGGAAUGUUAAGGGUCAGUGCAAGUAACCAGAAGGAAGGAGAGAGGAAUAUACAUGCAAUAUGGAGUCCUGUCCAUGCCUUAGCCUGGCACUUAUCAAACAGUUUCAGGGAUGACCCCGCUGGCUGGGCUUCCAAUAAGUGUAUGGCUUGGGUCGAUUUGGAAAAGAACACGCUACCUGACUUCUUGAAUGAGACAGCAGAUUGCCCUUGUACUCUACAACAAUCCAGAGCAGAUACAGGAAGAUACCAUACAGAUUAUGGCUGUAACAUUGAAAAGGGCAGUGUGUGUACGUACCACCCUGGAGCUGUGCACUGUGUGAGGAGCAUACAAGCAAGCCCUCAGUUUGCUGCGGGACAGCAAUGUUGCUAUGAUGCAUCAGGAGUUCAGGUCCUAACCACUGAUUCUUUAGGGGGCAGCACUCCUGACCGAGGCCAUGAUUGGGGGUCCUCUCCUUACAAGAAACCCCCUAGAAUUCCUGGAUUUUCCCACUGGCUGUAUGAUGUGAUCACUUUCUAUUACUGUUGUCUGUGGUCAGACAAUUGCCAUUACUACCUAGAACUAAGACCGUCCAGUGACUGUCAAACGUACCAGCCGCCAAAAGUUGCUUCAGCUUUUGGUGAACCGCACAUUAUAACAUUUGAUGGCUUGAAUUACACUUACAAAGGUAAAGGAGAAUAUUAUUUGGUGAACUCUACAGAUCCAUCUCUGACCAUUCAGUGCCGAACAACACCUUUUCUAGAGGAACACUCACAGAUUCUUAGGUCCGAGGAAACAAGACCUGCUCAACCCUCAGCAUCUGUUAUCGCAGUUUUUCAUGACGAUAGAGCUCGCCGUCGGCGUUCAGUAUCUGACAAGAUAAAUGUGGCCAGCAUUUCAUCAGUGGCCAUGCAAGAAGAAGACUCUGAUGUUGUUGAGGUGCGUUUGAAAAAUGGAACACAGGAGGAACUGGAAACUCUAUUAAAUGGAGAAGUCCUGAGUUUUAAAGAACAGAGCUGGAUGGAUAUGAAAGGAGUUUUUCUAUUUUCUCCAAUUCCAUCAAAUGUCACGGCGAUGUUCCCUUCUGGAGCUGGGGUGGAAGUGAGAGCCAUAAAAGCAUUUCUGAGCAUCUCCGUCCUUCUCCCUGAAUUAUUCUUAAAUAAAACCCAAGGGCUUCUAGGAGUCAUGAACGGGGAUCGUGAAGAUGACUUAACUCUGAGGAAUGGUACACAACUGGCAAGUUCUGCCUCUCCAGAAGAAAUUUUCAACUUUGGUGCAGAUUGGGCGGUGACGGAACAAACUUCACUCUUCCAGUAUGACUCCCAAGAAUUGAUCAACAGCUAUAAACUAAAACAUGACCCAGAUUUUGUUCCCACAUUUAAAGCUGAUGAGAAUAAAAAUGAAACUUUGACUAAAGAAGCCAAGAGCCUGUGUGGCGAUGAUAUAUUUUGCAUAUUUGAUGUCCUGACAACAAAUAGUUUGGAAAUUGGCAAUGCUACCAAAAUCUCAUAUAGCAGUCACAGAGCACUGGUGGACAGUCUUCAACCAGUGAUCACAUGCGGCUGGCUCGCUCCACCGGCAAAUGGCUCAAAGAAUGGAGCAAGUUAUUUAGCUGGUUCUGUUAUCACAUUCAGUUGCAACAAAGGUUUUUUGUUAUCUGGAUCUAAACAGAGAACAUGCCAAGACAAUGGUACUUGGUCUGGAGAACCAACCAUAUGUACUCUAGCAUCUCCAAACUCCUGUGCAAGUCAGUGUGGACAAGUCCUAGCUGAGUGCUCCUGUCAUGCAACAUGUGAGAAACUUGGCAUAUGCUGCCCUGACUACAGCUAUUUCUGUGUUCGCAUUUCUCCGGAUUCUGGUUUGCUGAUGGGUGGAAGGGAUUUUGUCAUUGUGAAUGUGACCUUUAAUACUGGAUCAGUAGUGAAAUGCAGAUUUAAUAAUGAGAUCAUUGUAGAUGGCUUUGUGGACCUGAUCGGCCAUGCACACUGCGUGUCACCAUUACUGUAUGAGACGGGGCGUAUUCCUUUCGAAUUGUCUGUGGAUGGAGGAAACACAUACUCUCACUCAGGCACUUGGCUUUCAGUGCAUCCUGGGAAGGUGUCAGAAUCAGAAAAAUGUACUCUAGUGAAUGAAACAAAGUGGCAGUAUUAUGGCACACCCAAUUACGAAGGCAGCUUGACUGUUGAAUGGAACCCAAACACCUUGAAAUCAGAUUUAGUAAACAUUGAAGUCUGGGGCUACACAGAGUCAGGUGAGCCAUAUACUGCCUCAUGGUCACCUUCUUGGAAAUAUCUCUAUACACUGGUACAAAAACACAUCAAUGAUGGAACCUUCACAUUCAAACCCCAACCAGCAGCGGCAGAAUAUACAGUCUUUGAAUUUGGAAGCCUUAGGAUUGUGUCUAGUGAAUAUAAUGAUGGAAAGUGGAAUAUCCAAUCUUUAUGGAGUGUAGAUCAUGCCAUGGCUUGGCAUCUAGGGGAAGACUUCCGCAAAGAUUCUGCUGGAUGGGCCCAUGAUAAAUGUCUGAAGUGGCAUGAAAGUGACAUGAGGCUUCCUGAUUUUCUCUCAGAGAUCAUAGACUGCCCAUGCACAUUGGCACAAUCAAGGGCAGAUACGGGCAGGUUUCAUCCGGAUUAUGGAUGUGACAUUGAUUCAGGAAGCGUGUGCACGUAUCAUCCUGGAGCUGUGCAUUGUGUCCGAGGCAUCUAUGGCAGUCCUAAGUAUGCAGCGGGGCAGCAGUGCUGCUAUGAUGAAAGAGGAAUCCAGGUCCUUACUAGUGACUCAGUAGGGGGUAGCACCCCUGACAGAGGUCAUGACUGGGGAUCCCCUCCAUACAGAAAGCCUCCCAGAGUACCUGGGUUCUCCCACUGGCUGUAUGAUGUUAUCAGCUUCUAUUACUGUUGUCUAUGGUCAGAUAACUGCCAGUACUACUUAGAACUCAGACCGUCCAGCGACUGCCGCACAUACAGGCCCCCAAGAGUCGCUUCUUCUUUUGGAGAUCCUCAUUUUAUUACCUUUGAUGGGGUCGAAUACACUUUUAAAGGCAAAGGAGAAUACACACUGGUGAACACCAGCUACAAGUCACUUGUGAUACAGGGUCGGACACAACCUGCUGUACAUGUAAAUGGUUCUACAACUUCAGUCACUGGAUUCUCCUCUGUGGCAAUGCAAGAAGGGAGUUCUGAUAUUCUCGAGGUCCGUCUAGCAGAAGACUUAGUGAUGCUUGAAGUUCUUCUAAACCAAGAACCUCUAAAUUUUAAUCGGACAUGGCUAGAUCUUAAAGGUGUAUUUCUGUUUUAUGGUGCUAACAAACGUGUGACGGCUAUGUUUCCUUCGGGAGCUGGGGUGGAAGUGAGAGGACGAGGAAAGUUCCUGAGUAUCAAUGUCCUUCUGCCGGAGGAGUUCAUGAACCAAACACAAGGGCUCAUGGGAGUCAUGAACAACAAUCCAAAUGAUGAUUUUACACUCAGGGAUGGAAGAGUACUCCCAACUGAUUCAACUUCAGAACAGCUUUUCCAGUUUGGUGCUGACUGGGCAGUGACCAAUGAUAGCUCACUCUUCACUUACGACUCACGGUGGCUGAUAGAGAACUAUAAAGAAAAGCAUGACCCCAAUUUCUUACCCACCUUUUCUGUUCAGGAGGAUCCCAAUGAUCCACUUACUGAAUACAUAAAGAGGAUAUGUGGGAAUGAUUAUUUCUGUAGGUUUGACAUACUCACAACUAGAGACUUGGAAGUUGGAAAUGCAACAUUAUGGUCACACGAAAACCACAAGAAUUUAGUGCAGAGCUUGCAACCAGUGAUCUCUUGUGGGUGGUUAGAGCCCCCAAAGAAUGGGAAGAAGGAAGGAACAAGCUACUUGAACAAUUCUGAGGUGAUAUUUACCUGUAAUAAAGGAUACCUGCUAGUGGGCUCAUCUUCACGCAAAUGCCAAGCAGAUGGUACUUGGAGUGGAGAAACUAGCCAGUGUGUAUCAGAUAAUACUUUGGGCAUUGUCCUUGGAUGUGUAUUUGGAUUCUUAACACUCUUAGUCCUCCUAAUACUGAUUGCCCUACAUGAAAAAAAGCACAGCAAGAAGAAAGAGCUAAAUGCCCCUACAGUGACUUUCCAUCAAUCUAAAGACCCAUAGAAGGAGUCUACAUGAAGUGACAAUAGAAGCACUGCCUUAAUGCAAUAUGUAUACAAUGUUCUGUUUUCCAGAACAGUCAAUGACACCAACCAAGGAACACAUAACCAAAUGUAAUCUAAAGCACAUUCCAGACUACACCUGUAAAAUGGUAAAAUAGCUAUGUAGCUCUUUCUUAUUUAUAAAGGCAACCAGUUUAUGUUUUACCCCACUUUUAUAUUCCAAAACUACAGUACAGCAACAACAUAUGUCUAUAAAUAUAUAUAUAUAUAU
Messenger RNA from Hyla sarda, 5380 nucleotides. It is a transcript of the gene SUSD2, whose product is annotated as sushi domain containing 2. The transcript is spliced from 28 exons. The record is from RefSeq and is a predicted model, not a curated record. The coding region runs from base 284 to 5110 and encodes 1608 amino acids. NCBI's taxonomy places the organism in Eukaryota, Metazoa, Chordata, Amphibia, Anura, Hylidae.